AUAAAGCUCCAAUGCACACGAGAACUAUUUACUCAAACAACACCCAAAGAGAUUGAACUCAAAACUUUAAAGACAAGAAAAAGAGAAAGACAGCAACAAGGUUGGAAAUGGAGUCAGCCACCUCGGUUGCUUCACACCAAACUAAAACUAUCUGCUGCUACUAUUAUCCAAUCCCAAUUCCUAAAUAUCAUCUUCAUCUCCCUCCCCAUCUCCCCAAAUUCAUCUCUUCUCAACCCCUCAAUCUCCAUUUCAAAUCAAGAAAACACCACAAUUUCAUCUCCCCUUGUGCUGCAAUCACCACUACUUGCAGCAAAGAUCAUCAAGAAAACCAUAAUUAUGACGACCCAUGUCAUCAAAAUCCAAUCUUUUCUAAGAAACCCCAAAAGAAUGAUGACCCAGAAAGCAAUGUAAUUUCAACAAACAGUUGGUGGGAGAAAUUGAGAGCUGUGGUUGGGCAGAGUGUUAACUUAGAAGGGAUUUCAGGGGCUUUCGGAAUUAUUGCAAAGGAUAGACAUUUAGUAGUGCCUCAUAUUGCUGUGCCAGAUAUAAGGUACAUUGAUUGGGUUGAAUUGAAAAGAAAAGGGUUUCAAGGUGUUGUCUUUGAUAAAGAUAAUACUUUGACUGUUCCUUAUUCUUUCACUAUUUGGAGGCCUCUUCGGAUUUCUGUUGAAGAAUGCAAAUCUGUUUUUGGCACCAACAUCGCAGUCUUCAGCAAUUCUGCUGGACUCCAAGAGUAUGAUCGUGAUGGUAGGAUAGCAAGAGCCCUGGAGUUCAAGAUUGGAAUUAAAGUCAUCAGGCACCAGAUAAAGAAACCAGCCGGAUCAGCUGAAGAAAUUGAACAACAUUUUGGAUGCGACUCCUCAAGACUAAUAAUGGUGGGUGAUCGACCCUUCACAGACAUUGCAUAUGGCAACCGGAAUGGUUUUCUAACUAUUUUAACGAAUCCACUAAGUCUCGAUGAGGAGCCUUUAAUAGUUAACCAGGUAAGAAAAUUGGAAGUAAGCCUCGUCAAAAGAUGGUCUAAGAAAGGGUUCCAUCCGACCAGUCAUUGGCUACUUCCAGAUUCGUCAGAAUGUGUGAUAGAUCAUUCACCUCUGUAAGAAAUUUUGUGGACAAGGAGUGAGAUUAAUAUUUCUUGUAUCUAUGAACAGUCGUGUCUUUUUUAAAUCAAUAUAUAUUAGUUGUCAUGAUACAUUUUCAUAAUAUGGAGCAGUAAACAGGAUUAAGUAGUGUUUGGUCCAUUUAGAAAAGGAACAUGUGCAGAGUAGAGAAAAUAGGAGAAGUGAGCUUCUGUACUUUGAUAGGAAUGACCUUCAAUGUUACAUAAGUAGUCCAAGAUAAUCGCUACAGUUGGUAUCUGUAUUUUAAAAUAUAUAAAGUGAUAUUCAUAAUCUUUUAUUGUUA
Daucus carota subsp. sativus is the source of this 1404-nucleotide messenger RNA. RefSeq names its product phosphatidylglycerophosphate phosphatase 1, chloroplastic/mitochondrial. The transcript has 5 exons. Bases 108 to 1100 code for a protein of 330 amino acids. Lineage: Eukaryota; Viridiplantae; Streptophyta; Magnoliopsida; Apiales; Apiaceae. The record is from RefSeq and is a predicted model, not a curated record. Gene Ontology annotation, molecular function: phosphatidylglycerophosphatase activity.